AUGGAGUACUUUCGAGUCGUGUGCGCUGGUGAAUUUUCUCUAUUUUUUGAAAUCGCCGAGUGGGAAGACGUAAUCCUCCAGGGCACUCUCACUGAACCAGCAUUGCAUCAUGCGGCCUUAUCAAUCGGAGCUUUGGCUAGCAGGCGUUACCAUCCUAACGUGUGGCAAAGCACCCCAGCGCUAGUCUUUUCAAUACGACAUUAUAGCAUGGCCAUCCUGGAUCUCCAAGCUCGACUUGAUGGAUCUCCCCGAAGUAUGGAGAUUGCUGUCUUGGCGAGCGUUCUCUUCAGUUACAUAGAAUUUCUUCUGGAUAUCGAUAGUCGGAUCGAGAUGCAUAUGCAGGCAGGCUGUUCCAUGCUUGAGAAACUCCCCAGGAGGCCAGAUAUAAUACCUGCACCUUUUAAUGAGGCCGGAUCGAAUCUUGAGGUCGACAGUUCAUCUACGAAGUAUCAUCUACUUACUCGUGCUAUGUAUCAGCUUACAACUCAAAUGACGUCUUUGCGGCAAUUUGAUUGA
Fusarium proliferatum ET1 is the source of this 516-nucleotide messenger RNA. RefSeq lists its product as uncharacterized. The record is from RefSeq and is a predicted model, not a curated record. Lineage: Eukaryota; Fungi; Ascomycota; Sordariomycetes; Hypocreales; Nectriaceae. The transcript has a single exon. The coding region runs from base 1 to 516 and encodes 171 amino acids.